AGGAAGGAAGGAAGGAAGUAGGUUGGCUGGGAAGAAUGGGGAGUUGCGGCCGGAGCAGUCUGAGCUUCUUUAUAGCUUCAAGGCCGUUUCAUCUCCGGCACCAGUCAAGUGACCGUCUCUUGCCUUCUCUUGGCUUAACUCAUCUCAACCUCAAGCGCAAGCUGUCUCUCUCCAUCACUUCAUUUUCCUCCAAGAUUCUGUCUCCUCCUCCUCUCUCGGACAAGGACAAGAGAAGUAAUGCCCUGCCGCGUGGGGCAGGAGAAGGAGUUAAAGAAGAUGCGAGGAGUAAGCUUCUUCAAGUAGUAUUGGUCUCUCCCCAGAUUCCUGGAAACACAGGUUGCAUUGCAAGAACAUGUGCAGCUUCAGCUGUUGGUCUGCAUUUAGUUGGGCCAUUAGGUUUUCAAGUGGAUGACGCCAAAGUAAAGCGAGCUGGUUUGGACUAUUGGCCCUUUGUGGUUGUCAAAGCGCACAGCUCAUGGGCUGAGUUUCAAGAAUAUUUCAGGCAACAGGAGGGAGAGAAACGGAUGAUAGCUUUCACCAAAAGAGGAACAAAGAUACAUUCAGAAUUUUCUUACAGAAGAGGAGAUUACCUCUUGUUUGGUUCAGAGACAAGUGGUCUACCUCCUGAAGCGCUAUCAGACUGCAAAAACACCCAGCUCACUAUUUGUACCAUCGCCAUUAUAGCCACAUACCACUUUCUUAUUUCUCCCAUUCUCAUGAUGAAGAUGACUUAUGAUGGUGAUGAUGGCUUUAUAAAGGCCUGAAGAGGUAAAGAGGAAGAAGAAGGAUACGGAGAUUUAAAGAAGCUUUGUGGGUUUUAGAGGGGUUUAGGCCUAGUAGUGCCUACAACAUAGGCAAGGGUGUUGCUUAUGGGACAAGUGAAGUUAUUUUCUUUACCAAUCUAUCAGCUCUUGCCGUUUCUUUUCUCUCAGGUUUUUUUAAUCUUUGGGAUUCUACAACUCAUUAAUUGAAUCUCUUUCCUCUACAUGAAGUAAAUGUUUGAGUCAGAAAUCAGAAGAAAACAGAUAAAAAUAAGAGUGAGAGAGAGACUUUCCUA
Messenger RNA from Brassica rapa (field mustard), 1057 nucleotides. Its product is annotated as putative tRNA (cytidine(34)-2'-O)-methyltransferase. Gene Ontology annotation, biological process: wobble position ribose methylation. The record is from RefSeq and is a predicted model, not a curated record. Gene Ontology annotation, molecular function: RNA methyltransferase activity; RNA binding. NCBI's taxonomy places the organism in Eukaryota, Viridiplantae, Streptophyta, Magnoliopsida, Brassicales, Brassicaceae.